AUGCCUGCGCCCUCGCCGCUCCCAACCUACCUCUACAAGAUCCUCCCCGCCGCCCCGCCCUCACCUCUCCCCGCGCGUCUUCCGCUCUCAGACCUCGACCGCAACGACGGCUACAUCCACCUGUCGACAUCUGAACAAGUGCCUGGCACCGCAGACAAGUUCUUCGGCAGCGUCUCGGAGCUGUGGCUGCUGAAGAUCAAGUACGAGGUGCUGGCUGCGGGGACCGAUGGGGAUGGCGACGUGAAGAGCGAGGACAAGGCUGAAGUCAAAUGGGAAGAGGUGGGACGCGGGUGCUUUGCGCACCUUUAUGGCGGUGAUUUGGGCAAGGGUAAUGUAGAGAGUGUGGUGAAGGCUGAGAAGAAAGGGAGCUGGUUUGAGAGCUUGAGCUUGGAGUGGUGA
Cucurbitaria berberidis CBS 394.84 is the source of this 399-nucleotide messenger RNA. RefSeq lists its product as uncharacterized. Bases 1 to 399 code for a protein of 132 amino acids. The transcript has a single exon. NCBI's taxonomy places the organism in Eukaryota, Fungi, Ascomycota, Dothideomycetes, Pleosporales, Cucurbitariaceae. The record is from RefSeq and is a predicted model, not a curated record.